CUUCCAAGAAUCUCUUCCUCAUGUGAUGAGCAGCGCAUGUGAGGAUUCGUGUCCUUGGACGAACUAUUUGUCGGAGACGAUCAAUAAAUGCGUGCUCAACUUGUUAUCGUUGCUGUCGACGACAUUCGGUCUAACCUUUAAUUUCGGCGACAUCGUCGUCCUCGAUGACGAGACGUCGUUGAAGCUCCGCGAAUUCUUUCACGAGCUGGUAGCAUUGCUCUCGUUCGACGAUUUUCAGCUGCAGCUGCUCAAAGUCUUCCUGCUGACCCUCGUGGGCAGCGUGACGUUGAUAUUCGUUGCCUGGCACGUUUAUGGCUCCAGAAUUACGGAGCAAUUCAUGAAGACAGGCGCUUCUGAAGAUUGUAAUUCAUCGACUGAGUAAUAUACUAGAUACCUGACUGGCUGGACAGCAAUCUAACAAA
Messenger RNA from Temnothorax curvispinosus, 422 nucleotides. RefSeq lists its product as uncharacterized. NCBI's taxonomy places the organism in Eukaryota, Metazoa, Arthropoda, Insecta, Hymenoptera, Formicidae. The transcript is spliced from 2 exons. The record is from RefSeq and is a predicted model, not a curated record. The coding region runs from base 26 to 382 and encodes 118 amino acids.